GUCUGCUGCUGCAUCCUGUACAUCCUUCUUUUGACCAGAUUUCGCAUCAUGUCCAAGCUCACGACCAAGCGGCAUCCAGAGCUGCUGAGCUGUAACUUCAACCAGGAUUUCUCAUGUAUCGCUGUCGGUCACAAGAAAGGGUACACAAUCUUGAACUGUGAUCCUUUUGGCAAAGUCCAUUCGAAGAAUGAUCAGGGUGCAACGGGUAUCGUGGAAAUGCUCUUCUGCACAUCUCUGGUGGCAUUGGUCGGUGCGGCUGACACCCAACCCAAUAAUUCCCCUCGCAAGUUGCAAAUCGUCAAUACAAAGCGCCAGUCAACCAUCUGCGAGCUCAUUUUCCCUACUUCCGUACUCUCCGUCAAGAUGAACCGCAAACGCUUGAUAGUAGUGCUCGAGAGCGAGAUCUACAUUUACGACAUCUCAACCAUGAAGCUAUUACAUACGAUUGAGACAGGACCGAAUCCAAAUGCCGUCUGCUCCCUUUCGUCCGAUAGUGAACACUCCUACCUUGCAUAUCCCUCCCCUUCUGCAGCCUCAACCACUCCCAUGCCUUCCACCAUGUCCGUUCCGGGUCCUCCGCCAGCGCCAACGACAGGCGAUGUCCUCCUUUUCGACACCAUCUCCCUUUCAGCUCUGAAUGUCAUCCAGGCACACAAGUCGCCCAUAGCCUGCUUGGCACUCAAUUCCACGGGGACAAUGUUGGCAACUGCUUCAGACAAGGGGACAGUGGUUCGAGUAUUCUCAGUCCCGGAUGCCAAGAAGCUGUGGCAGUUCAGACGAGGUAGCUCUUCUGCGAGGAUCUGGAGUAUCAAUUUUAACCUCAUGUCGACCUUGUUGGCAGUCUCUUCGGAUUCCUCAACCAUCCAUAUCUACCGAUUGGCUGGACCCGGCAAAGGAUCAAAGGGAGGAGCAAUGGGUGGCGGUGGUGGUGGGAGUGGAGAUGCCUCGAAUGACGGUGGAGAGAGGUCGCCGACAUUGUCAGAAGCACCCAGUACGCCGGUUCCAGGAUCGUCACCACCUGGUUCAGGUCAUACCGCGACGAGCUCCCUCAAACGUCGCUCGUAUCACAUUGGGAAGAGCUUUGUCGGAGGCGUUGGAGGAUACCUGCCUCGGAGCGUUAGUGAAAUGUGGGAACCACAGAGGGACUUUGCAUACAUCAAACUCAGAAGCAACCAAGGCAGGACAGUGGUGGCCAUGUCCGGUACUGUUCCUCAGAUAAUGGUGCUCUCCUCGGAGGGGCUGUUUCAAGCGUACAAUAUCGAUCUGGAGAACGGAGGCGAGUGCUCGCUGAUGAAGGAGUUUGCGCUUCUGGGUACAGACGACGCUGGCGCCAUAUCGGGUCUGGAGUAGGGAUCAAUCACUCGAGAAAUGUUGUACACUGUGCACACGUGCAU
Messenger RNA from Kockovaella imperatae, 1394 nucleotides. RefSeq names its product WD40-repeat-containing domain protein. NCBI's taxonomy places the organism in Eukaryota, Fungi, Basidiomycota, Tremellomycetes, Tremellales, Cuniculitremaceae. Gene Ontology annotation, biological process: nucleophagy; autophagy of mitochondrion; protein localization to phagophore assembly site. The coding region runs from base 49 to 1350 and encodes 433 amino acids. Gene Ontology annotation, molecular function: phosphatidylinositol-3-phosphate binding; protein binding; phosphatidylinositol-3,5-bisphosphate binding. Gene Ontology annotation, cellular component: phagophore assembly site membrane; cytosol; extrinsic component of membrane. The transcript is spliced from 7 exons. The record is from RefSeq and is a predicted model, not a curated record.